This is a messenger RNA of Chelonus insularis, 1411 nucleotides long. RefSeq names its product major royal jelly protein 3-like. Bases 123 to 1331 code for a protein of 402 amino acids. Lineage: Eukaryota; Metazoa; Arthropoda; Insecta; Hymenoptera; Braconidae. The transcript is spliced from 4 exons. The record is from RefSeq and is a predicted model, not a curated record. Gene Ontology annotation, cellular component: extracellular region.
AUGUCUGGUAAUUAUAUAAGUAAUGUAAUUUCCUUAUGAAUUCGAUAAUAUAACCCUUAGCAUUUUAGAACAUUUUACUAUAGUAAAAAUUGUUCAGUCUGUGCUACAUUUUUACAAUAACUAUGAAGUCUUUCUUAUUAUUUGGUCUCAUUCUAUCAUACAUAAAUUUUUUAAAUGCGAUUAAAUUAUCACCGAUAUACGAAUGGAAGUCCAUAGAAUUUGAUUGGGAUUCAGAAGAAGAUCAACAAGCUGCUUUAGAGUCUGGAAAUUACAUUAAAGAUGCAGCACUUCCUGUUGAUGUCGAUAUAUUUAUGAAAGCAGGCAAUGGUCAAGUUCAAAGUAGAACAACAUUUGUAACACUAUUACGCAAAUCUGGAGUUCCAGCCUCUUUGACCACUAUAACUGAGAAACAGGGAGAGAAUGGACCACUUUUAAGACCAUUUCCAGAUUGGUCUUCAACACAAGGUUGUUCUGGAUUGACAAAUGUUCACCGAAUUUCCAUAACAAAAUGUGGUCAUUUGUGGGCUUUGGAUUCAGGCGUUGUAGAUGGGCAACAAGUAUGUCCUCCAAAAAUUACAAUUUUCGAUUUGAAUUCAUCUACAGUCUUGAAAGAAAUUCAAAUACCUAAAGAAGUAGUUGAGGGAAAAUUAGUGAAUAUUGUCGUUCAACCAUUAGACGAAGAGUGCUCAUCUUCAGCAGCAUAUUUAGCUGAUGCAUUUGGAAAUGCUCUUAUCAUCUAUGACGGGAAAAAGUUCUGUCGUCUUACGGGUCCAGAAUUCGAACCAGAACCAGAAGCAGAAACUUUCAAAAUUGGAAAUGAUAGUGCCCAGGGAGCGAUCGGUCUUGUAGGACUUUCAAUAUCAGUUGAAUAUGAUAAUGAAAUAACUGAACAAAAUUUAUUCUUUAACGCCCUUUCAUCAUACUCAAUGUAUUAUGCCAACACGGGAGAGUUAAUUAAUUAUUGUACCUCUGGUACUAAACCAAACAUACAAAAAGUGGGGAGUCCCCUUUCAAGUCAAUCUGUAGCACAAGUAAUUGAUGGUAACGAUGCUCUUUACUAUUCCAGUGUAUCAGAAAUGAGUUUGAAAUGUUUUAAUGUUUGGGAAAGUUAUACCGAAGAGAAUAGGGUCACUUUAGAUCAAGACCCGGAAACUCUUCAAUGGGUCAGCGGCUUAAAAAUAUCUCCUCCACAAUCAGGAUUUGGAAAUUUACUUGUACUUUCAAAUCGAUAUCCAAAAUUUGAUCUUGGAACACUAGAUCCAAAUGACGUUAAUUACCGUAUCCUUCAAGUUAGCAACUAUGUAGCAACUUAUGAUACUAAGUGCAUGUAAAUAUAAUGAUUUAUUGUGAAAUAUUGUAGCAUUAGAUCGAUUUAUAAAAAAUAAAUAAAUGAAUAAGUAAAUUGUAUAAA